UAUCUCUUCUCUGUCUCUAGUCUACUGCCUCACUCUCUUCUCUGUUUUUAUUUUUUCUCUGCAAUCAAUUCUAACUAAAGCUUUGUCUAAUCCAUCAAUAAUCUCUCAUUUUGAAAAAAUAAUGGCGGAAACUUGCACUAGAAAGCUGAUUGUUGAAGUUUGUAACGCCAAGAAUCUGAUGCCGAAGGACGGUCAAGGCACAGCCAGUGCUUAUGCUAUCGUGGACUACGACGGCCAGCGGCGCAGGACGAAGACAAAGUUCAGAGAUCUGAAUCCAGAGUGGGACGAAAAGCUUGAAUUUCUGGUCCAUGAUACAGAGUCCAUGGCUAUGGAGAUUUUAGAGAUCAAUCUCUAUAACGAUAAGAAAACGGGAAAAAGAAGCACUUUUCUUGGUAAAGUUAAAAUUGCUGGGGCUGGAUUUGUUAAAGCUGGAUCCGAGACUCUGGUUUACUAUCCAUUGGAAAAAAGAAGCGUAUUUUCACAGAUUAAGGGAGAGAUCGGUUUGAAAGUUUAUUAUAUUGAUGAGGAUCCACCGGCUGCAGCGCCAGACCAAAAACCAGCAACGGUUGCUCCGGCUUCAGUGGAGGAGAAGCCAGCUGAGGAUGGAGCAAAAGCAGAAGGAGAAAAAAAGGAAGAGAAAGCUGAAGAGAAGAAAGAAGAAGAGAAAAAUGAAGAACCAAAAACUGAGUCCACUGCGGAAGCUAAAAAUGAAGAGGAGAAACCAAGUCCGCCGCCGGAGGAAAACGAGUCAAAAAAAUCGGAGGAGGCUUCUCCAGCGUCACCGCCAGUAGUGCCAGAAGUGGAAAAUCCACCGUUGGCACACAGUGAGAAGAGUUUAAAGGAGCAAAAGGAUAAAAAAGUUGAUAGUGGGAAAAGUUCCGAUCUCACAAUCAACGACCUCGAGCUCCGAUCACUGGCUAGCGAUCGCGGCCACAGUGCCUAUGAUCUGGUAGAUCGCAUGCCAUUUUUAUAUGUUCGAGUUGUAAAGGCCAAAAGAGCAAGCUCUGAAUCUAAUCCUCCUAUAUAUGCAAAGCUUGCGAUCGGUACACAUAGUAUCAAAACCAAGAGCCAUAGUGACAGAGACUGGGACCACGUUUUUGCUUUUGAUAAGGAGGGACUGAAUUCAACUUCUUUGGAGGUUUCUGUAUGGGCAGAAGAGAAGAAAGAGAACGAGGAGAAAACAGAGAGUUGCCUAGGCACGGUGUCGUUUGAUUUGCAGGAGGUUCCAAAAAGAGUACCUCCUGACAGUCCUCUAGCUCCUCAAUGGUACAGUUUGGAAUCUGAGAAGUCACCGGGAAAUGACGUCAUGCUUGCAGUUUGGGUCGGAACUCAGGCAGAUGAGGCAUUUCAGGAGGCUUGGCAGUCGGAUUCUGGUGGGCUAAUACCCGAGACCCGAGCCAAGGUGUACUUGUCACCGAAGCUUUGGUAUUUGAGAUUAACGGUUAUCCAAACCCAGGAUUUGCAGCUAGCUUCGCCAACCGAACCUAAGGCUCGGAGUCCAGAGCUGUAUGUUAAGGCUCAACUUGGGGCGCAGAUUUUCAAAACGGGUAGGACUUCUGGUGGGUCUUGUUCCUCCAGCUCGGCUAAUCCCACGUGGAAUGAGGAUUUAGUCUUUGUGGCGGCUGAGCCGUUUGAGCCGUUUUUGGCAUUGACAGUGGAAGACGUGACCAAUUCUCAACCGGUUGGCCAUACUAAAAUACCCACGGCAAGCAUCGAACGGCGCAGCGAUGAUCGUACGGAGGCAAAGUCAAGAUGGUUUAACAUGGUUGGCGAUGAGAAUAGGCCGUACACAGGGAGAAUACACGUGAAGGUAUGUUUAGAAGGUGGUUAUCACGUGCUAGAUGAGGCAGCUCACGUGACUAGCGAUGUUCGAGCUUCGGCUAAACAAUUAGCCAAGGCUCCUAUUGGGUUAUUAGAGGUUGGGAUUCGAGGGGCCACUAAUCUACUGCCAGUUAAAACUAAAGACGGCACACGUGGCACUACCGAUGCUUAUGUGGUGGCAAAAUAUGGGCCCAAGUGGGUUCGUACCCGUACGGUCCUUGAUCGAUUUAAUCCACGGUGGAAUGAGCAAUACACAUGGGAUGUAUACGAUCCGUGUACUGUACUUACCAUUGGUGUGUUCGAUAAUGGAAGGUACAAGAAAGACGAAGCAGGAAAACCAGGAAAAGAUGCGAGGGUAGGGAAAAUACGUAUACGCUUAUCAACACUCGAUACGAACCGGGUAUACCUAAACUCUUAUUCGCUUACCGUGUUGCUUCCUGGUGGGGCCAAGAAAAUGGGAGAGAUUGAGAUAGCCGUCAGAUUUUCAUGUUCAUCGUGGCUGAGUUUAAUCCAAGCGUACACCACUCCAAUGCUACCUAGAAUGCAUUAUGUGAGGCCAUUGGGUCCAGCCCAACAAGACAUAUUGCGGCAUACGGCGAUGCGGAUAGUCACGGGUCGGCUAGCCCGAUCUGAGCCUCCAUUGGGUCAAGAAGUGGUUCAGUUUAUGUUGGAUAGUGAUACGCACAUGUGGAGUAUGAGGAGAAGUAAGGCUAAUUGGUUUAGAGUUGUGGGUUGUCUCACACGUGCGGCUACUUUGGCACGUUGGUUAGAUGGGAUCCGCACGUGGGUACACCCACCAACUACUGUUUUAGUUCAUGUAUUGCUUGUGGCUGUUGUGUUAUGUCCACAUCUAUUGCUCCCCACCGUAUUCAUGUACGCCUUCUUGAUUUUAGCAUUGAGAUUUCGCUAUCGACGAAGGGUCCCAAACAGUAUGGACCCGAGACUUUCGUACGUGGAUGCUGUGGGUCCAGACGAGCUUGAUGAGGAGUUUGAUGGAUUUCCAACGACAAGACCGGUUGAUGUGGUCAAAAUUCGAUACGACAGAUUGCGGGCCCUAUCAGGUAGGGCCCAGACACUUUUAGGCGAUUUGGCAGCUCAAGGGGAGCGUUUAGAGGCUUUGUUUAACUGGAGGGACCCAAGAGCUAGUGGGAUUUUCGUAGUGUUUUGCCUUGUUGCUUCGCUGGUAUUUUACGUGAUUCCAUUUAGGUUGUUUGUGCUAGGGUCUGGAUUCUAUUACGUUCGACACCCAAGGUUCCGCGACGACAUGCCGUCUGUCCCUAUGAAUUUUUUCCGGCGACUACCGUCGCUGUCAGAUCAGAUUCUGUAAACUUGGGUUUUGACAGUUGCAGUUUCUUGGUGGAAGGAACUGCGGGUAGCCGUUUUUAGUUUUUGUAACGUGGGUAUUAAUUAAUAUUAUUUUUUAUUAUUUAGUUCUUUAA
Molecule: messenger RNA, 3260 nt
Organism: Jatropha curcas
Lineage: Eukaryota; Viridiplantae; Streptophyta; Magnoliopsida; Malpighiales; Euphorbiaceae
Product: C2 calcium/lipid-binding plant phosphoribosyltransferase family protein
Source: RefSeq, a predicted model, not a curated record